AACAGACCGGACUACCGUCAGAACGGAAGAAAAAAAAACCUCCAGCCAUGCGCCGAUUGGAUCCAUUCCACUCCCCGUAAAUUCCCAUCGCAAGUCGCACCGCACAGUUCUCUCGUCGACAUCAUCAACAUCGCCCUUAGACAGAACAACAUACGCGUAUCCCGGCACCACCCCUGCUACACUGUGAGUACCUAUGCAGCAUGUCAACCCCUCGGGCGGAUGAGUCCGUGUAAACUAUUUGGCCUUUACGAUGAUGAUAAUUGAUAUUGGAGCUGUCUGAGCUCUUCAUGGUGACACCCUUACAUAUUACCAUACGCAACAUUUGUCUGAAAUUUCUAGGAAACAUUAAUGUUUCUCUGCCUGCUCUCCAGCUCUCUCGUUCUAAUUUGCGUAAGCCCGCGUUGACAUCUCCUUAGCAGUGCGACUCUCUUUCGGCCUCGAUAACCAUUCGGGAGCGUGUCGAAGUCGACGAUCCCUGAGCCCGACUCGUGGUAGCGAAGUGGACGGCGCGCGAUCUAUCCUAUGGAGGCCGCACGCGAAGCCUCCGCGGCUCCCGCGCCGGCAGUGAAUGGCGAGCGCGAGGACCCGGGCGGCUUCAAGCUGAAGUUCUGUACGGUCUGCGCGAGUAACCAAAAUAGAUCGAUGGAGGCACAUCUCCGGUUGUCGCAAGCUCAUUAUCCCGUCAUUUCUUUCGGCACCGGUUCUCUCGUUAGACUUCCGGGUCCCUCGAUCACCCAGCCGAACGUCUACCAAUUCAACAAGGUCUCGUACGACGCGAUGUACAAGGAGCUUCACGAAAAGGACCCCAGGCUUUACACCGCCAACGGCCUGCUCAACAUGCUAGGAAGGAACAGACAAGUCAAAUGGGGCCCGGAGCGAUGGCAGGAUUGGCAGGUCGGUAUUCCUAGGACUGAGCACGCUUCGGACCGCGGUAGUGAGGGAACUGAAGGGGGCGUGGUGGACGUAGUUAUUACUUGCGAAGAGCGAUGCUGGGAUGCGGUCAUCGACGACCUCUUAAACCGAGGAUCUCCCCUCAACAGGCCCGUUCACGUCAUCAACGUCGAUAUCAAGGAUAAUCACGAAGAGGCCUCCAUCGGUGGACGUGGCAUCCUCGACCUCGCUGAUUCGCUGAACAAAGUCGCAAGGGAGGAGCGAGAAGCCAUGGGAUCUGCCGCGUUUGAUAUGGCAAGCGCUGCCAGCCGGGCCUCGUUUGACGAACGAGUACCCGAAAUCAUCGGCGAGUGGCAGGAGAGGUGGCCGAAUCUCCCGGCGACUUGGACAUUGGCAUGGUUUUGAGGCGCAGUUGCGGCGAAUGUCUGCUUCUUUCUUUAAUGAUACCCCGGGAUCAGGUAAUUUUGUUAUGAACAGUUGGAGAUUUACAUAUAUAUCGGCGUAUAGGUACCUGGGCCUCUUAAAUAUACUUACAUGCUCAUUCACGAGGCAGUAGGCCUCCGAAUGCCGAGGACUCGAUUGAGUGUAUCUGGACAUGAUAGGGCAGAUACCUACAUACAGCUAACUACGGCCCUGUCCCGUCGCUUCUACCACCGCCGUUCACAGCGCCAAUGAUUUAUUACUAGCUGAGGACGGCCAGCUACGGCCUUUGGUGCUAACAUGUAUAGUGCUUAAACCAGAUGAUUUUACAACGUUUCUCGGCCUAC
Molecule: messenger RNA, 1658 nt
Organism: Durotheca rogersii
Lineage: Eukaryota; Fungi; Ascomycota; Sordariomycetes; Xylariales; Xylariaceae
Product: RNA polymerase II subunit A C-terminal domain phosphatase SSU72
Exons: 2
Coding region: 523-1296 (257 amino acids)
Biological process (GO): termination of RNA polymerase II transcription
Cellular component (GO): mRNA cleavage and polyadenylation specificity factor complex; nucleus
Molecular function (GO): RNA polymerase II CTD heptapeptide repeat phosphatase activity
Source: RefSeq, a predicted model, not a curated record